GGUCGCGCGCCCACCAUGCCGCAGGGCCCCGGCUCGCUGCUGCUGCUCGUGCUCGCCUCGCACUGCUGCCUGGGCUCGGCGCGCGGGCUCUUCCUCUUCGGCCAGCCCGACUUCUCCUACAAGCGCAGCAACUGCAAGCCCAUCCCGGCCACCCUGCAGCUGUGCCAUGGCAUCGAGUACCAGAACAUGCGGCUGCCCAACCUGCUGGGCCACGAGACCAUGAAAGAGGUGCUGGAGCAGGCGGGCGCCUGGAUCCCGCUGGUCAUGAAGCAGUGCCACCCGGACACCAAGAAGUUCCUGUGCUCGCUCUUCGCCCCCGUCUGCCUCGACGACCUGGACGAGACCAUCCAGCCGUGCCACUCGCUCUGCGUGCAGGUGAAGGACCGCUGCGCCCCGGUCAUGUCCGCCUUCGGCUUCCCCUGGCCCGACAUGCUCGAGUGCGAUCGCUUUCCCCAGGACAACGACCUCUGCAUCCCGCUGGCUAGCAGCGACCACCUCCUGCCGGCCACCGAGGAAGCUCCAAAGGUAUGUGAAGCCUGCAAAAGUAAAAAUGAAGAUGACAACGACAUAAUGGAAACACUUUGCAAAAAUGACUUUGCCUUGAAAAUCAAAGUGAAGGAGAUAACCUACAUCAACAGAGACACGAAAAUCAUCCUGGAGACCAAGAGCAAGACCAUUUACAAGCUGAACGGCGUGUCGGAAAGGGACCUGAAGAAGUCGGUGCUGUGGCUCAAGGACAGCUUGCAGUGCACCUGCGAGGAGAUGAAUGACAUCAAUGCACCCUAUCUGGUCAUGGGACAGAAGCAGGGCGGGGAGCUGGUCAUCACCUCGGUGAAGCGCUGGCAGAAGGGGCAGCGGGAGUUCAAGCGCAUCUCGCGCAGCAUCCGCAAGCUGCAGUGCUAGCUGCCGCAGCGCCUCUGGCCGCAGGGCUCCCGACAGGCCAGCUCCCGAGCUCGGCUGACCACUUCCGCUCGCUCGGGGACCUCAGCUCCAGGCCCGGCGGCCCCCGCCUGGAGCCAGUCUCCCUGCCUCUUGCACAUGCACAUCCCCAGCAUUUCCUGAGUUAUAAGGCCUCAGGAACGGAUAGCUGUUUUUUCACAUAAAGGAAAAUUCCACCCAAAUCUUGUAGAAAUAUUCAAACUAAUAAAACCGUGAAUAUUUUUAUGAAGUUUUACAAUGGUUCGUUUAAAGCUAGUGCUGAGUAGGUAGCACUGUGACUUGGGUCUGAUUUAUUUUUUUCCUGUUUGGAUUGAGUCAGCAGAUUUUCACUGUCCAGGAAGGGUGUCAUAAUAUGCACGCUGAAUCAUUUUUCUCUGUGGUCCGAACUUGUGGGUCACGAGCAACCCGGGUUGAGAUAAAGCUGGCUGUUAUCUCAACAUCUGCUUGCUUCGGGCCUGAAACGCAAGUGUUUAAGUCUUAACAGCAAACCACGGGUCAUUUUCCACCCUCACUGGGAACUUCAACGUUGCAUGCCUCACGUUCUAGCCGCAGCACUACCACUUAAGGAAAGCACACUAACCAUUUCUCACCGUAUGAUGCCUUCAAUAAAAGGCAAAGCAAGUAAGUGUUAUCAUUGAGCUGAGUCCUUUAAGCCUUGUUUAAAACAUUUUUUUUACUUAAGUUUUGCAAAUUAAACUUUUGUAGCUUACCUGUAAUAUACAUAGUAGUUUACCUUUAAAAAGUUGUAAAAAUAUUGCUUUAACCAACACUGUAAAUAUUUCAGAUAAACAUUAUAUUCUUGUAUAUAUAAACUUUACUUCCUGUUUUACCUAC
This is a messenger RNA of Lepus europaeus (European hare), 1773 nucleotides long. RefSeq names its product secreted frizzled related protein 2 (gene SFRP2). The record is from RefSeq and is a predicted model, not a curated record. Gene Ontology annotation, molecular function: Wnt-protein binding. Bases 16 to 903 code for a protein of 295 amino acids. The transcript has 3 exons. Lineage: Eukaryota; Metazoa; Chordata; Mammalia; Lagomorpha; Leporidae. Gene Ontology annotation, biological process: non-canonical Wnt signaling pathway; canonical Wnt signaling pathway; negative regulation of canonical Wnt signaling pathway.